Molecule: messenger RNA, 2039 nt
Organism: Zootoca vivipara (common lizard)
Lineage: Eukaryota; Metazoa; Chordata; Lepidosauria; Squamata; Lacertidae
Product: transmembrane protease serine 12-like
Biological process (GO): proteolysis
Molecular function (GO): serine-type endopeptidase activity
Source: RefSeq, a predicted model, not a curated record
UAGGAAGCUUUGCUUCCGUAGGGCUUGGGGAGAGGUUAUCCCCAUCCUCUUUCGUUACCGGCUCUCGGGAUUCCCUUAUCGAUCCCCGACAGGAGACUCCCGCCCCGAGGAACAAGCGAUCCAACCGACGGGCGUAAAGAAGGCGCGGAAGCUCCUGAUGCGCGCGUCGCCCCCCACCUUCCCCUCCCCCGCGCUAACGUCACUUCGGCCGGACGAGAAAGUUUCCUCGACGGACGAUGCGGCGAAGGCGUCGCAGGGCAGCCGCUGCGCCUCUGCUGGCGCUGCUGGUGCUGCUGCUGUGCCAAGCCGUGGCCAUGAACAUAACGUCUCUGCUUCCCUCGGAGGAUUGCGGGACAAGGCCUCUGAUGGGUGAGAUGACAGAAUGGAAUCGGAUUGUGGGUGGACGUGAUGCUGAGCCAGGGGCAUGGCCAUGGCAAGUUAGUCUUCAAGUUUACCGCUUUGGUACAGGAUAUCACCAUGUAUGUGGCGGAUCUGUGAUUAAUAACAACUCAGUGCUGACAGCAGCACACUGCAUUAAAAAAUGGACGGAUCCAGCAUUUUGGAGGGUUGUAUUUGGCUUGCACCAUCUUUAUAACCAUGAGUUUCCUACUGUAAAGCGCUAUGUCAGAGCUAUCGUGAUGCAUUCUGGUUUCAAGAGAAGCACAUACGAAAAUGAUGUUGCCUUGUUUAGACUAAAAAGGCCUAUCAGCUACAGCGAUUAUAUUCAGCCUAUCUGCUUACCUAACAGCACUACUCAGCUAGUGGCAGAUGAAAACCCAUGUUUCAUAAGUGGAUGGGGAAACACGGAGGAGAAGGGUAGAGGAAAUUUUAUAUUACAAGAAGCUCAAGUUGACAUUAUUCCACUAUAUAUCUGCAAUAGAUAUGACUGGUAUGCAGGCGUAGUAUCAUGGAAUAUGCUUUGUGCUGGUUCUGCAACUGGAGGUGUGGAUAGUUGCCAGGGGGACAGUGGAGGACCUCUGAUGUGUUACUUUCCAGAUUACACCAGGUUUUAUCUGAUAGGAAUCACCAGUUUUGGUGUUGGCUGUGGCCGACCCAAACUUCCUGGAAUCUAUAUACGUGCAAAAAAUUAUCGACCAUGGAUAGAUAAAGCAGUCACAAUAUUGAGCAGAACUUCUACUAUGAGCUUGCAACACAUUCUCAUGUUUUUGACCGUUGGAUUGGUAACCUUCCAUUUUGUACACUGCGGAACAAGGCCUCUUAUGGAUGAGAAAGUAACAGAGACUCGGAUUGUAGGUGGACACGAUGCCAUGGUUGGAUCUUGGCCAUGGCAAGUUAGCCUUCAGCAUUAUACCACUGGCCUAGGAUAUUUCCAUAUGUGUGGUGGAAGUUUAAUUACAAACAACACGGUGUUGACAGCAGCACACUGCGUUAAAAAAUAUAGGAAUGCAGCCUUUUGGAGGGCUGUCAUUGCCGUGCAUCAUCUUUAUGAACAAAACUCUUAUACUCGAAAGAGCCGGGUCAGUACAAUCACGGUCCAUUCUGAUUAUGAUUCAGAAAGCUAUGAUAAUGAUAUUGCCUUGUUUACGCUAAUAAGACACGUAAAAUAUAACAAUCAUAUUCAGCCCAUCUGCUUACCUGAAAAUGAUACUGACCCGUACCCAUGUUACAUAGCUGGCUGGGGAAACACAAAGGAGAAAGGUUCUGCCAAAUUAAUAUUGCAAGAAGCUCAGGUAGACGUUCUUCCGCUGAGAUUAUGCAAUAGAUAUGACUCGUAUGCAGGGAGAUUAACAAAAAACAUGCUUUGUGCUGGCUCUAUGACUGGACGUGUUGAUAGCUGCCAGGGAGACAGCGGUGGACCUUUGAUGUGUUAUUUUCGAAAUGUUACCAGGUAUUAUCUGAUAGGAAUUACCAGUUUUGGGUUUGGUUGUGGCCGACCAAGAUAUCCAGGAAUCUAUGUUCGUACAGUUAAUUACAGAAAUUGGAUAGAUGCACAUUUACUUGCUAAGACCACCAAUGUGAGCAUUCGAUGGGUUCCAAUCUGUUGUCUUGUUGCAUGGACAGUCUUUUAUAUUCUAUGA